Geosmithia morbida is the source of this 1443-nucleotide messenger RNA. Its product is annotated as CrcB-like protein. Gene Ontology annotation, biological process: fluoride transmembrane transport. Gene Ontology annotation, molecular function: fluoride transmembrane transporter activity. The record is from RefSeq and is a predicted model, not a curated record. Gene Ontology annotation, cellular component: membrane. Bases 1 to 1443 code for a protein of 480 amino acids. The transcript has a single exon. Lineage: Eukaryota; Fungi; Ascomycota; Sordariomycetes; Hypocreales; Bionectriaceae.
AUGAUACGGGAGAUCGCCAUUGCUUUCGCGCGACUCGUCUUCGUUUGCCCCACCACAACGUCAUUUCCCCCAUCAGUACCAAACAUUACUUCCAUCACCCCUCUGACUACGAGUACACCCAAUGUCUUUUCUGUUGGACGAUUUCUCAGGGUGCAGGUUGACAAGACGAUGCAGGCCUGCGCUCCUCGCGACAGUGGCUCCCCCCCGAGUGCUGUAGAGACUGUCAACGAGGGGGGGGGCUGCAGACACCACAGCCUCGAGGAGCCAGGACAAGAUGCCGUCGACGAAGAGCAGCAGCCGCCAGCUCGCGCUGCUGACACGACGACGAGACGAUCAGCAUCCAAGCCGCCCACGCAACUGUACACGAUAUCGUACCUCAUCCUCUUCUCCAUAAUCGGCACCCUCGCGCGUGUCGGCCUCAAGGCCCUGACCGCUUACCCCGGCGCGCCCAUCAGCUUCACCGUCAUCUGGGCCAAUUUCGGCGGGUGCAUCGUCAUGGGCUUCCUAUCCGAGGACCAGAUGCUCUUCAGCCAGCACGACUACCGCGACGGCAGAAGCGGCAGCAGCGGCAGCAGGAGCAACGGCAAGAAGAAGAAGAAGAAGGUGGACGAGGAGACGGGUCCUCCCAUGAUGGCGGUUGCGGCUGCUGAGAAGAAGGCCCACAUGGCGCUCAAGAAGACGAUUCCGCUGUACAUCGGUCUGGCCACCGGCUUCUGCGGCAGCUUCACCAGCUUCUCGUCAUACAUUGCCGACGCAUUCUUCGCCAUAUCCGACGACCUCCCCACUGCCGGCGUCUCGGGGACGGCCCCCCGCCGCGGCGGCGGCGACUCCCUCAUGGCGCUGCUGGCCGUCGUCAUCUCCACGGCCUCCCUGUCCAUCUCGGGCCUGUUCCUGGGCGCACACCUGGCCACCGGCCUGGACCCGUGGACGCCGUCGCUGCGGUACUCGCGCACCCACCGCGUGCUGGACCCGCUGGCCGUCUUUCUCGGGUGGGGCGCGUGGAUCGGCGCCGUCUUCCUCGCCGUCUUCCCGCCGCACGAUGUCUGGCGCGGCCGCGUCGUCUUCUCCCUCGUCUUCGCUCCGCCCGGCUGUCUCGCGCGCUUCUACCUCUCUGCCCGUCUGAAUGCUCGAAUACCGUCUUUCCCGCUCGGCACCUUCUGCGCGAAUAUCCUGGGUACGGCCAUCCUCGGCAUGGCCUGGGAUAUCGCCCACGUGCCUGUCGGUGGCGUCGUCGGGUGCCAGGUCCUGCAGGGCGUCGAGGAUGGCUUCUGCGGGUGUCUGACUACCGUGUCUACAUGGGGGGCUGAGCUUAUCACCCUCCGGAGGAGGCACUCAUAUGUAUAUGGCUCUACGAGUGUCGCCGCUGCUCUUGCUGUCAUGAUUGCCAUCAUGGGCGGUCUGAGGUGGAGUCAUGGGUUUCAGGGCUUGCUUUGUUCUACCUGA